Messenger RNA from Parus major (Great Tit), 1409 nucleotides. RefSeq lists its product as uncharacterized. Bases 58 to 990 code for a protein of 310 amino acids. NCBI's taxonomy places the organism in Eukaryota, Metazoa, Chordata, Aves, Passeriformes, Paridae. The transcript has 2 exons. The record is from RefSeq and is a predicted model, not a curated record.
CCUCGGGCACACCGCCCUCCCGGACUACAACUCCCAUCAGCCCCUACGGCCUCCGCCAUGCCGCCCUCCCGGUUUACCGUUCCCAUCCGUCCCGCCACCUCGGGCACACCGCCCUCCCGGCCUACAGCUCCCAUCAGCCCCUGCGGCCCUCCCUGCCUACAGCUCCCGUCAUCCCCUGCGGCCUCGGGCACGAUGCCGCUCCCGGCCUCAGCUCCCGGUGCGGCGGGGCCGGGACGGGCGCACGGAGGGCGGUCAGCGCCCUGCCGGCCCCCACACCGGGGCUCCGGGAAAUGGUGUUCCCAGGGAACGGUGCUGCCCCCGCUUCGGGGCGAGGCGGGGUUGUGGAGAGCCGGAGAGCAGCAGCGGGACGGGGCUGCGCUGGCCGCGGCUGAGGCGUCCAAAUUCACGGGCCAGGAGAGGUUUGGGAAGGAGAAAGGCUUUGAGCCCCUGCAAUCACAGCGGGUUUAUCUCAGCCCUUCAGAAAAUCAACAGGAGCGGAGCUGCUCCAGAGCUGUAUGCUCAGCCUCAUUCUGUGCAAACCCUUUUUCCUACAGGUACCCCAAAGACAGGUGGUGGCUGAAUUCAGAGCAACUGGCCCAGGGCAGCCCCCAGCAAAGUAAGAGAAAUGUAAACUUUGUGGCUUUCUCCAGGUUCCUUUUUUUUUUUUCCCCUUUUUUCCCUGACAGAACUCCCACCCCCACAGAAUCCUGCAUGGAGUUGGGCUGGAGAAUUGUAUGGGAAAGGUGUGUCUGCAGUGACAAAAUUGUCACUGGGAAAGUGGGGAAAUGGUGUGGUCUGCUGGUGCUUGGGGAGGCAUUAGGGCAGGGUGGUUUUGUAGGACAACCUGACCAGCUGUGGGUGACACACAGGGAGAAAGGCCUGAACCAUUACCAGAUUUUGGUGUUAAUGGCAAUGAAAGGAGCAGUUCACACCUCAUACACAAAUUUUAGGUUGUCUGCAAAUUGUGGAAGGCGGUGUUUUGCCAAUUGAUUGACUCGCCUAUUCGGAGUAAUCAUUCUGAAAUAAGCUGAGGAUUUAAAAUAGCAUAGCUAUUCCAGAAUAAGUCUCUAUUCAAGACAGAAAAUUUGUUCUAGCUGCCACAGAACAGGUGAUUCUGCUGCAGACAAAACUGAGCUACAUCUUCCCAAUGAGCAAGAUUCUGACACAGCUCGGUUUUGUGCCUUUGUCACAGCAGGUAUCUAUCUCCCUUAGCCAUUAAGAACAAAGAAUAUCUCACUUUGAAGCCUUUACCUAGGCAAAUCUCCAAGAAAGACGUUUGAAUAUGAUCAAGGUUUCCCAGCAUCCUCAGAAGGGCAGGUAUGCAAACAUCCAAAAACUAAAUUCAAGAUAGGGCUUGAGAAAAGUUAUGGAGAAAUAGGGAUUUAAAAGACUAUUAGAGAAGCCAAACC